CUUCAUUGUUCAAAUCAUUUCUCUCUCCCUUCAUACUUACUCUUUGUCAAGAUGAGUCAGCCAGAACAAACUGCUGAGCCUACAGAUAACCGUCCCCGUUUAAAUCAAAGGAUUCUUUCAUCUUUGUCAAGAAGAUCAGUUGCUGCUCACCCUUGGCAUGAUCUUGAAAUUGGACCUGAAGCUCCCAAUGUUUUCAAUUGUGUUGUGGAGAUCACUAAGGGAAGCAAGGUUAAAUAUGAACUUGACAAAAAGACAGGAAUGAUCAAGGUUGAUCGCAUUUUGUAUUCAUCAGUUGUUUAUCCUCAUAACUACGGCUUCAUUCCUCGUACUCUUUGUGAAGAUAAUGAUCCACUUGAUGUAUUGAUCCUUAUGCAGGAGCCAGUUCUUCCUGGUUGUUUCCUGAGAGCCAGGGCCAUUGGUCUGAUGCCUAUGAUUGACCAGGGGGAGACUGAUGAUAAGAUUAUUGCAGUAUGCGCUGAUGAUCCAGAGUACAAGCACUAUAACGACUUCAAAGAACUUCCUCCCCAUCGUCUCUCUGAGAUACGACGCUUCUUUGAAGAUUACAAGAAGAAUGAGAAUAAGGAGGUAGCCGUCAAUGACUUUUUGCCUCCUUCUACUGCCAUUGAAGCCAUCCAGUACUCAAUGGAUCUUUAUGCAGAGUAUAUUCUGCGCAGUUUGAGGCAAUAGACUAUAAUGCUAUCAACCAUAAAUUAUCGUAAGCCUCAUUUACAGAAGGUUUUUUAUUUUUGACUUUUUAGUAUACACUACAGACAACAGUUAGAGGUGUUAUUGGGUUUUAUCCGAUACUGAAUCUCUCCCCAGAUAAUAUAUUAUGGGAGAUCGUUGUUGAUUAUGUUUUGUUGAAAUUGUUUCUUUGUAUUGAUUAGAAUGACACCAGUUGUUUAGGUGAUAAAGACAAGGAACGACCAUCAACUUUUGUGGAAAUGUAUCAUGUGAAGUUCCUGUUGAUUGAAAUAUAAUUCAAUGUCA
This is a messenger RNA of Prosopis cineraria, 990 nucleotides long. RefSeq names its product soluble inorganic pyrophosphatase PPA1. Gene Ontology annotation, biological process: phosphate-containing compound metabolic process. Gene Ontology annotation, molecular function: inorganic diphosphate phosphatase activity; magnesium ion binding. Gene Ontology annotation, cellular component: cytoplasm. Bases 52 to 687 code for a protein of 211 amino acids. The transcript is spliced from 9 exons. Lineage: Eukaryota; Viridiplantae; Streptophyta; Magnoliopsida; Fabales; Fabaceae. The record is from RefSeq and is a predicted model, not a curated record.